AAGCAUGGCGGUCAAUUUCGGUGGCACUUAACUGUGUCGGCAGCGGAGCCACUAAAACGCCGGACCAAUGGCGCCGAUAUUGGAUAGAGUUCAAAGCAAAAACUAAAGGAAAAGCUGCAGACAUGCGGAGGAGCACAUCUGCGACUGGUGGAGGCCCUAACAGGCUGGUCCCUCUUAACUAUAUAGAGGAAAAGGUGCUGGCUUUGUUAGGCCCUGUUGUGGUUGAGGGAUUGCCUGGUGUGCGCUUGCCCAUUGAUAUAUUGUCACUUGGUGACCCACCAACUUCCCAGCCAUCAAUGUCUGGAGCUGUGGCUGUACACACCUCACAGCCUCCGGUGCCUCCUAAGCCCUCAACCUCUACUUAUGAUGAGCAGAUAAUGGAGGUUGAAUGGCUUGACGACAGCCUUCUAGAGGGGACACAGCCUGUGGAGCAGAUGCCUGCUGCAGAGGCUGUGGAGCAGACGCCUGCUGCAGAGGCUGUGGAGCAGAUGCCUGCUGCAGAGGCUGUGGAGCAGAUGCCUGCUGCAGGGGCUGUGGAGCAGAUGCCUGCUGCAGGGGCUGUGGAGCCCACACUAUCUAGUGAGGCUGCUAUUAGUAAGUACUUCUUAAUUAAUAAAUAAAAAACAGCUUUUUAUUUUAUUUUUACUAGGCCUAGCGAUAAGCAAGUAGUAAUGAUUAUGAUCGUUUUUUGUUUCUCUUUUUUUCACAAUUUGAUCUGAAAAUUACCCUUACUGCAGCUCAAGUUGCUCAAGUAGUGUUGCUAAGACGUCAAGGGCGUACGCAGUGGAAGAUGGUUGAAACUUUAAGUGCACCGCGUAUAAGUGAAAGAUAUGCAUAAAAAAUGCAUGACCAGACUGGCCUUUACACAAGAAGACCAGAAAGUGGGGUGUAAGGUGUUCGUCAGCGCACGACGACCGAUUUAUCGUACGUGCAAUUAUGAAAAAUCGGUUUCUCACUGCGUUAGAGAUACGCCAGCCUUUGCAAACAGCAAGAGAAGUCAACGUCCGUAAGUGCACAACAAGAAGAAGGAUAGAGGAACGGGAUGUGCGUGCUCAAAGACCAACUCGAGGCCCGGGACUCCUCCCGCACCAUCGCGUAGCCAGACUUAGGUUUGCAAGAGAACAUGCAAAUUGGACGCAUGACUAAUGGAGUAAAAUUUUAUGGACCGAUGAAUGCAGAGUCGUCCUAAGAGCUUCAGA
Molecule: messenger RNA, 1199 nt
Organism: Helicoverpa armigera (cotton bollworm)
Lineage: Eukaryota; Metazoa; Arthropoda; Insecta; Lepidoptera; Noctuidae
Exons: 3
Coding region: 123-620 (165 amino acids)
Source: RefSeq, a predicted model, not a curated record